Molecule: messenger RNA, 3899 nt
Organism: Pungitius pungitius (ninespine stickleback)
Lineage: Eukaryota; Metazoa; Chordata; Actinopteri; Perciformes; Gasterosteidae
Gene: glceb
Product: glucuronic acid epimerase b
Exons: 6
Coding region: 315-2093 (592 amino acids)
Biological process (GO): heparan sulfate proteoglycan biosynthetic process
Cellular component (GO): Golgi apparatus
Molecular function (GO): heparosan-N-sulfate-glucuronate 5-epimerase activity
Source: RefSeq, a predicted model, not a curated record
UGUGUAGUCAGUCGCUGUUGUGGCUGGGAGGCAGCAUAGUCACCCAGGCUCUUCGAGUGAACCUUGAUCCACCCCUGAGGUUAAAACAGUCUUUUAAAACUAAUCGAAAACAACUACUUCUGUUGGCUCUUGAACAAGCCCCGGCUUUUUUUGGGGGACACCUUAUAUCCUGCAGGUGCUGAGGAACCCGCGUGCAGGAAGUACCCGAGGGGCGAGCCGCUGGUGAAUGUCGACGGGACGUCCCGCCGGUUGGCCCUUUCUCUGUGAAUGGAUUAGAGUUUCUUUUCCCCGCGUCUCGCAGGCGAGCUGCGACCAUGCGCUGCCUGGCUGCCCGGGUGAACUACAAGACCCUCAUCGUCAUCUGCGCCCUCUUCACGCUCAUCACCGUGCUGCUGUGGAACCGCUGCUCCAGCGGCUCCUCCCAUCGCUUCCUGCCCCGCGACGCCUCGGCUCCGAGCCCCAAGGCGGGCGACGCCAGCAUCAGCAGCCAGCAGCACCCGCCGCAGCCCCCCGAGCCGCCGCCCGUCGUCGGCUCCGGGGUCAAGUACGAGGACAUCGACUGCCUGGUCAACGACGAGUCCACCAUCAAAGGCCGGCGGGAGGGCGCCGAGGUGUACCUGCCCUUCAGCUGGGUGGAGAAGUACUUCGACGUGUACGGCAAAGUGGUGCAGUACGACGGCUACGACCGCUUCGAGUUCCAGCACAGCUACUCCAAGGUCUACGCGCAGCGCGAGCCGUACCACCCCGACGGGGUCUUCAUGUCCUUCGAGGGAUACAACGUGGAGGUCCGCGACCGCGUCAAGUGCAUAAGUGGGGUGGAAGGCGUUCCUCUCUCCACGCAGUGGGGCCCUCAGGGCUACUUCUACGCCAUCCAGAUCGCCCAGUACGGCCUGAGCCACUACAGCAAAAACCUGACCGAGCGCGCCCCCCACGUGGAGGUCUACGACACGGCCGAGGAGCGGGACGGCCGCGCCGGCGCCGCCCCCUGGGCCGCGCCCAAGGGCUGCGUCCUCAGCCGCGUCCACGACAAGGCCCGAGCCACCUCCGUGCGCCAGUUCAGCGCUCCAGAGUCCUCUGAGGGCGUGUCCCUCCAGCUGGGGAACUCCAAAGACUUCAUCCUCAGCCUGGACCUCAAGUUCGUUUCCAACGGCAGCGUGUCUGUGACCUUGGAAACCACGGAGAAGGGCCCGCCCUUCACCAUCCGCUACGUGACCAGCGCGCAGCUCAUCGCCUUCAAGGACCACGAGAUCACGUACGGCGUCGGGCCGCGCGCCGCCUGGAGCACGCUGACCCGAGACCUGCUCACCGACCUCAGGAAGGGCGUCGGCCUGUCCAACACCAAGGCUGUGAAGGCCACAAAGAUUAUGCCGAGACGGGUGGUGAGAUUAGUCCUACACGGGCGGGGCUUCGUGGACAACGUCACCAUCUCCACCACCGCGCACAUGGCCGCCUUCUUCGCCGCCAGCGACUGGCUGCUGCGCAACCAGGACGAGCGGGGCGGCUGGCCCAUCAUGGUCACCCGCAAGCUGGGCGAGGGCUUCCGGGCCCUGGAGCCCGGCUGGUACUCGGCCAUGGCCCAGGGCCAGGCCAUGUCCACCCUGGUGAGGGCCUACCUCCUCACCAGGGAGCCGGCGUACCUCGGCGCCGCCCUCAAGGCGGUCGGACCCUUCAAGGUGCCUUCGGCGCAGCACGGGGUCAAGGCCGUGUUCAUGAACAAGUACGACUGGUACGAGGAGUACCCCACCACGCCCAGCUCCUUCGUGCUCAACGGCUUCAUCUACUCGCUGCUGGGACUCCACGACGUGAGCGAGACCGCCGGCGAGAAGCUGGGCCGCGAGGCGGGGCUGCUGUUCGCCCGCGGCAUGGAGUCGCUGAAGGCCAUGCUGCCGCUGUUCGACACGGGCUCCGGCAGCAUCUACGACCUGCGCCACUUCAUGCUGGCCACGGCGCCCAACCUGGCGCGCUGGGACUAUCACACCACGCACAUUAACCAGCUGCAGCUGCUGGCGUCCAUAGACAGCGCGCCCGUCUUCAAGGACGUGGUCAAGCGCUGGAAAAACUACUUGAAGGGGAUCCGUGCCAAGCACAACUGACCACGCUGACUCCCCCCCGAGACGGCUGAGUACAGAAUGUGAGGCGAGUGGUCACAUUCUGUGUGUGUGUGUGUGUGUGUGUGUGUGUGUGUGUGUGUGUGUGUGUGUGUGUGUGUGUGUGUGUGUGUGUGUGUGUGUGUGUGUGUGUGUGUGUGUGUGUGUGUGUGUGUGUGUGUGUGUGUGUGUGUGUGUGUGUGUGUCCAUAAUCUAAAGGAGGAGAUUUUUCAGCUGCAGCUCUCUUGCAGGUUCUCUGACUGUAGCUCUCCCUCCCGUGUUUGUGAUUAUGCACAGACCUAGUUUCAGAGUGUGUGUGCGUUCAGAGAAGAACACGUGUGUGUGUGUAUGUUUUAGAGUUUAAGACUAUAUGACGUUAGAGACGGAUACAAAAAUGUUUGUUUUUUUGACCACUUCAUCCGAGAUUUGUAAAGUUUAUAUUAAAACAGAUCCAACAUAAGAGGGAAGCUGACUGUGUUUAUGAGGAGAACGACUGUAUCUCGUUAAUGGAACGUCUGGGAUUCAAAUCCUGCACUCUAAAGCUUUUUUUCUUUUUUUAUCAGAUAAGCCGCAAGACACAGAAGUUUUAUUUCAAGGCGUAUUUUUAGACGCGCCAUGUUUAAGCUGUCAGGUGAUCAUUCUGCUGUUUUUCCUUUUGUAGAAAAGUGCUAUGCUUCCAAACUGGCUGCUUCCAGUUCUCUUCUGAAUCAAUGAAUACUUUCAAAAUAAUUAGAGGAAGGAUUGAAUUUUAGUCUUUUUAUUCUUCUUUUCUUUCCUUUCAUUCAAAUAUGAAGCUACAGGAUUAGUUUUUUCUGUCGGGAGGAAUCGGCUCCUCAAACCCACCACAUCUGGAUCCGGACGGUUUAAAGCGGUUCUGCUCCUUGGUUCCUACCCAUAAUUCCACUGUAAUGUUUUUAAGCUGUUGUUUAGCCACAUCUGGGCAGCGGUGACUGAAUGCAGGUAGCAUGCAGCCUCAGCACCGGUGGUCCUCUUAUUGUCCCUGAGAUCAUGAAUAAAGUCACGGCAUUUCUAAUGACCCUUUUCUGGGAUGUUUAGAGACUGCAAACUGUCUGCUGCGUUUCUUAGUCUGUAACCAGAGCUCACUGAAGUCCCUCAAGUGGUACAAACAAACUAAAUUAUUCAUGUCCCGCUACACGGCUACAAAUAGUUAGCUUUGCAUCACUUUGAGUCGCCAUCGCUGUGUCCCUCUCAUUAGCACAUUUUGGGGUGAAAGCUGGAAACACAUUGAACCCCCUCGUGUCGGAGUUGCCUAGAAGCCGACUGAUGAUCCUCAGUGUGCAGACGGCACUCAAUUACUGCUUUGGAACUCAUUAUUUUUAACAAGUCUCACUAUAAUAUAUAUAUAUAUAUGCACAACACACAGGCCAUGCUGAUAAAGUCAAACUAACCCUUGUUUUCCUCUUUGAAUUUUGGUCACACGUUUAAGGUUUUUUUUUUUCUGCCUGAAAGCUCUUGCUCUAAAUCUUAUACCUUCAGCUGAUGCUUGCAGAAAGGUGUCUGUGUGUUUUAGGACGCGUUGUGUCGCGUGUGUCCGGGACGGAGGGACGCAGAGCGGCGUCCCGGGAGCACCUCAUUCAAACAGACAGAGGCAACGGAACUGAAGGUCUUUAAAGCGUCUACAGUAGAUAUUAUAUUAUACUCCACAAGGUGCUUUUGGUCAUUUUCAUGUAAACUUUCCACUAUAUCAGAAUGUCCCUCACCUGGUAACAUAUCUGCCUGCAUUCAGUACUGAGGGAGGAGGUUGUAAUAUUUCAGGAAUAAGGUCAUAACAUCGAAAGUAAAAUGGAAAAA